Messenger RNA from Drosophila kikkawai, 1874 nucleotides. RefSeq names its product CDK5RAP1-like protein. Gene Ontology annotation, cellular component: mitochondrion. The record is from RefSeq and is a predicted model, not a curated record. Gene Ontology annotation, biological process: tRNA modification; negative regulation of cyclin-dependent protein serine/threonine kinase activity. Lineage: Eukaryota; Metazoa; Arthropoda; Insecta; Diptera; Drosophilidae. Gene Ontology annotation, molecular function: methylthiotransferase activity; 4 iron, 4 sulfur cluster binding.
UAUCGAUAACUUCAUCAGCAGUUUAGUGCCAUCUUUAAGACUUGCAUAAUUUUAAAAAUUCGUUUCCUAUAAUAAAUCUUAAUUUAAAUUUAAAAACUAUGAAACGGAGCUGCCGGGCUUUAAUACGCCACGUGCGGCAUGCCUCCACCACUGCCCCCAAAGGGGCCACAUCGGCUUCAGCCAGUGCAGCAGGAGAAAGCGUAAUCAAACCGGAACCGGCUGCACGUGCCACAUUUCUGGAGAGGAUUCAGCGUGGUCCUGGCCUGCAGGAUUUCUUUGCAGUGAAGCCCGCAGCCCGGCUGAAGCUGAACGAGGAGGAGCCGGUGGAGACCAGUGUACCCUACCUCAAUGCCGUAGAUUUCAAUGGUCAGGGAAGGAAAGUGCACUUCGAGGUCUACGGCUGCCAGAUGAACACCAAUGACACGGAGGUGGUGUGGAGCAUCCUGCAGAAGGAGGGUUACCUGCGGUGCCAGGAGCCCGAGCAGGCGGAUGUCAUCAUGCUGGUGACGUGUGCCGUGCGCGACGGAGCAGAGCAGAGGAUUUGGAACCGCUUGAAGCACCUGCGAGCGAUGAAGAGCAAGCGUAGCCCGAGGCGGCAUCCCCUCCAGCUUACCCUUCUGGGCUGCAUGGCGGAGCGGCUGAAGGAGCGUCUGCUGGAGCAGGAACAGUGCGUGGAUGUCAUCGCCGGACCGGAUAGCUACAAGGAUUUGCCCAGGCUACUGGCCGUGUCCCGUCACUACGGAAAUUCGGCCAUCAACGUGCUCCUCUCCCUAGAUGAAACCUAUGCGGAUGUAAUGCCCGUGCGGUUGAACUCUGAAUCCCCCACAGCGUUCGUCUCCAUAAUGCGAGGAUGCGACAACAUGUGUACCUACUGCAUAGUUCCCUUUACCCGCGGACGUGAACGCUCUCGACCGCUGGCAUCCAUAGUCAACGAAGUCAAGGCCUUGGCGGAGCAGGGCGUGAAGGAGGUGACACUGCUGGGACAGAAUGUCAACUCCUACCGGGACAGGAGUGCUGUGGAGGAGAGGGAAGCUACCAAUACCACGCCCGUGCCAGGUUUCAGCACCGUUUACAAGCCCAAAAAGGGCGGAACCCCCUUUGCAGAGCUUCUGGAAGCCGUAGCCGAAGCUGUUCCCGAAAUGCGCAUCCGUUUUACCUCGCCGCACCCGAAGGACUUCUCCGAUGAGGUUCUAAGAGUCAUCCGAGAUUACUCGAAUGUCUGCAAACAGCUGCACUUGCCCGCACAAUCUGGUAACACCCAAGUUCUGGAGAGGAUGAGGCGAGGUUACAGCCGAGAAGCCUACCUGGAGCUAGUGCAGCACAUCAGGGAGUUUCUGCCCAAUGUGGGCCUCUCCAGUGACUUUAUCUGCGGCUUUUGCGGCGAGACGGAGGCUGAGUUCCAGGACACCGUCACCCUCAUCCAGCAGGUGCAGUACAACGUGGCCUAUCUGUUCGCCUACAGCAUGCGGGAGAAGACCACAGCCCAUCGUCGCUACAAGGAUGAUGUCCCACUGAAUGUAAAGAACGAGCGACUCAAGCGCAUGGUCUUGGCUUUCCGAGAGGAAGCCACCAAGCUGCACCGUCAAAUGGAGGGACAGGAGCAGCUCAUCCUCAUAGAAGGCAAGAGCAAGCGCUCGGACACGCACUGGUUUGGUCGCAACGAUGCCAAUAUCAAGGUGAUUGUGCCGGCUAUGGAAUUGCCCACUGAACAAGGUGGUGGAGCAACCAAAUCCCUGGCUGUAGGUGACUUUGUGGUGGCCCGAAUUAACGAAUCCAACUCCCAGGUACUCAAGGGAACUCCACUUCACAUAACCAGCAUAAGCAACUUCCACAGAAGGACAGAGUUUACGCAAUAAAUCAAACUUUAAUCGUAA